This is a messenger RNA of Acanthoscelides obtectus, 1699 nucleotides long. The record is from the annotation of a GenBank genome assembly. NCBI's taxonomy places the organism in Eukaryota, Metazoa, Arthropoda, Insecta, Coleoptera, Chrysomelidae.
CAGUGAGUAGGUAGGUAAGUUCACAACAAGGCUAUUCUUUUUGAUACCACUUAGCAGUCUGUUACAUAAUUGAUUGGCGUAUUCAACCAGAUUGAAUACGUUAGCCAAUGGUUAUACUUGUUUAACAGAAACCAUGGAAAAAUCAGGAAUUUCGGAGGCCAAUUCACCCAGCUCCUUGAGAGACAUGAUUCGGGCCAUUUUACAGGAGGAGCUCGAGGCAAGGUCAGGUGGUUAUCGUUCUCGCACUAAUUCGAGAAGUUUAUCCCGAAAGAGUCGACACAGCAGAUCCAUGUCUCGUACCAAUUCACCUCAUCAUUUUAGACGCUCCCGCUCUCGCAUCAGCCGUAGGCGUUCAAGGUCACGCUCUAGGAGUAGUAACAGUCGCAGUCGAUCACCGAGCGUGUCGAGGCGACGUAGAGAGAGACGGGAAUAUUUGCGUCAAGAGAAAAACUCAGGCAGCCCAUCUGAUAAGGUACAGCGUCAGGUAGACUCGGCUGGCCGUUCUCCGUGCGAGGCGGAAGCUCAGAUUCUGACAGGGCCGGACUUGGGAACGGUACCAACUGAGAAAAAUGAUAUGGAGGAUGUUUUGAUGCUUAGUGAAGGUGAGUGUCUCCCAUUAUCGGAAGACAUAUUAAAUAUCCUGGGUGUAGAUCCUAAAAAAGCCAAUAGGUCUAACUUCCAACUACACGGUGCCUUAGCUUCUCGAUGGUCCCACAUUUUGGCCAACGGACUUUCCACCGAGGACACCACCAUCAUUAGAGAAAAACACAUUGUGCCUUCUAACUGUGCCUCUUUACACCCUCCGAAGAUAAACCCCGAAGUGAAAGCCAUUCUCUCUUCUACUCAUUUAACGAGAGAUGCCACCCAUUCCGGGUACCAAUUGAACAUUGGUACCGGACUGACCGCCAUGGGGAAAGCUUUUAACGUCAUUUUGGAAGAAGAAACCCAGAUUCCCAAGGAUAUCAAGGAAAAGAUUUUAUCGAAUUUGACAGAUUCUGCGCGAAUCUUGGCGGCACUCUUUCACGACAUCUCUAAAACUAGAAAGUACCUGAUCAGCCCAGUACUCAACAAAUCAGUUAAAGAACUGACUGAAAACACCUUACCAGGGGAGUUCUUAUUCGGGCCAGAUUUAGGUGAGCGGGCGAAAAAUUUGAAAUCUUUGGAGAAGGCCGGACAGGACUUACGUUUGUCCUCUAUCCCCUCACGCAGUAGCUCUCAAGUGACUCGGUCUUUCAGUAAUCCUGAAAGAAGAGGGGGGGGAGGCAACUCGUCAAAGAAUGUAGGCGCUUUAAACAGGUAUCGCCCGUCUUACCGCAAGAGGGAGGUGAGGCAGCACAAGGGCAAUUCCUCAAAACAGUUUGCUCCGAACAGACAACAGCAGUCCAGAAAACGUUGAAGGUCACAUCCGCUGUCGAAAACCCUUACCCUGGUAGCAGCGAAGUUAUCAGGCAAGCGUUUUUGAGUAGAGAGGUGCCGGAAGCUGCUAUUUCUACAAUCAUCGCCUCAGUCUCCAGAUCCACAUUGCAGCAAUAUAACAGCUCCUACAAAUUGUGGUGGGAAUUUUGCUUUAGUAAUGACAUUUCGAUCUUUAAACCCACAAUCAAAGACGUGGUGUCAUUCUUGCAAGAGUUGACAAAGAAGAAAAACCUCACGUCUGGCACUUUUAAUUCUCAUACAUCUGCUCUUUCACUAAUUUGCU